Messenger RNA from Diplodia corticola, 3177 nucleotides. Its product is annotated as high affinity camp phosphodiesterase. The record is from RefSeq and is a predicted model, not a curated record. Gene Ontology annotation, biological process: signal transduction. The coding region runs from base 1 to 3177 and encodes 1058 amino acids. NCBI's taxonomy places the organism in Eukaryota, Fungi, Ascomycota, Dothideomycetes, Botryosphaeriales, Botryosphaeriaceae. Gene Ontology annotation, molecular function: 3',5'-cyclic-nucleotide phosphodiesterase activity. The transcript is spliced from 5 exons.
AUGGAUCAUGGAGCGUGCAGCGUCAUCUACCUGGACCGGCGGGCGCACCCCGAGCGUCUGCGGAGAGACAAUGUGCUGGCAAGCCUGAACGCCCGGGAUGCCCGCGGCGUCGUUUCGUCACCCGGCUACUUCAACUUCGGCCGGUCCAUCAGCACCCAGGAAGUCCUGUCCAACGUCGAGACGUUGCUGUCCAUCUUCCACGAGAUCGACAUCCACCGCUCCGGCUCAGCCGCGCUCGACCGCAUCUGGCACCUCUACAACUCCUCGAGCCUCGACAACGCGCCCAUCAUAGUGCUGAUCGACCUGCCCUAUGACGAGGAACGUCGCAUGAAGCGCCUGUCGCGCGAGCCGCGGACCCCUUCGCCCACAGCCUCGCGCACUCCUGGUGGGGACGUCCCAGAACCCGAAGACCUAUAUGGCAUGCACCUGCUCAGACACAUCUCCGCCGAGAUCCAAGAUCGGAGAUUACCCAAGGUCGUCAUCCCAGUCAUCCUGCUGAGCGGCCUAGACCGUGAGAUGGCAUCCGACACCGCGUCGCCUGGCGCCAGCGGGUCACGGGUUUUGACCGACACCGUGCGCUUGACCCGCUAUCUGGAUGCCGGUGCCGUGGACGUGUUGGCGAGCCCAUUGUCAAAAGACCACAUCCACGGACUGGCCGUACACGCUUAUCGGAUAAACAAGGAAGUCAUGCGGGAAAAGUCGAGUUUCCUCGCCCAGUCCAAGGGCCGCAAGGUCUCCUGGGUCGGCGUGAACGAAGCGAAGCCAUUCUCGUAUUUACGAGAGGCCAUGGUCUCGAAUUUAAUGGGCAACAUCUGCUGCCCCGAUACGGCACGAGACACCAUAGAUCCCAACGACAUCGAGGUCAGUCCCGAGCGCCGGGAGAAGAUUGCCCGUGCCGUGGGCACUUGGGCCUUCUCCGCGCACGACUGGAAUGAUGAUGAGCUAUUAUUUGGAUCGCUGGUAAUGAUUAAGCACGCAUUAAGCAUGCCGGAAGUGGAGCGCUGGCGCAUUCGCGAAGAUGAACUGUUGAUCUUCCUCCAAGCGAGCCGAAACGCGUACAAUGAGUUUGUCCUCUACCAUAACUUUCGGCACGUUGUGGACGUGCUCCAAGCUCUGUUCUAUUUUCUCCUGCGGAUCGGCGCACUGCCCGCAUAUUCCUCGGACCCCUCCCAUGCUCCUGUCGAGCAACCUCCGAUCGCCUCCCUUCUCAAGCCCUUUGACGCCCUGACCUUACUCAUCUCCGCAAUAGGACAUGAUGUUGGUCACCCGGGUGUCAAUAACGCCUUCCUCGUGGCGCUCAACGCACCUUUGGCGCAGCUCUACAAUGACCGCUCUGUGCUGGAGUCUUUCCACUGCGCUGCGUACUCGCAGAUUCUCCGCAGAUACUGGCCCGCCGCUUUUGAAGAUGUUGCCAUGCGCAAACUCAUGAUCAACUCGAUCCUCGCCACUGACAUGGGCCUCCAUUUCAAGUAUAUGGCUGAUUUGGGCAACCUGCAGGAGAAGCUGGCUCACAAUAAUGGUGGCAUUGAUGGAUGGAGCCCUAAAGUCCUGGAAGAGUACAGGGAUUUGAUAUGUGGCCUGCUUAUCAAAUGUGCAGACAUUAGCAAUGUGGCGCGGAACUUCAACACUGCAGUCCAGUGGGCGGCCAUUCUCACGGACGAAUUCAGCAAUCAAGGGCAAAUGGAGGAGGAGCUGGCAUUGCCGACAUGUCUCUUCGGCGGGCCACCCGUUCGUGAUGACAUCAUCAAGCUGGGCGAAUCUCAGAUUGGCUUCAUGAACAUCUUUGCCCGGCCGCUCUUCGAGUCUGUCGCAGAUGUGCUCCCCAACAUGCGCUUCAGCGUGGUCGAGAUUAUCGAAAAUAAGGUUGUGUGGCAGAAAAAGAUUGAGGAAGCUAAAGAACGUCUCACGCCGCAAACGGACGGCGGGGCUGACGGGACUGGCACGUCGAUUCUCGAUCAAGCACGGAGUCCUCUGUCGACAAGUCGCGUGGACGUCUCGGAUCCCAGGCCAACAGCACCCGAACGCACCGAGUCCACCUCCAGUUCGCUGAAAGCCCCGAAACAGACCUUCCCGCCGCCGCUUAAUCUGUCCGACCCGCCAAGACGCGCAUCCCCAGCUUUCAAAGCAGCGUCCGAGCCUCGUCGCUCGUCAGUCGCAGCACUACCAAUUCCUCGCCAUUUGAUCGAAGGCCAAGGGAACAGAAACCCGCACUCGCGUCGCGGCAGCGCCGAUGCAAGCCUUACAACCAUCCUGGUAACACAGAACCCGACCAAACCCUCCGAAAAAGUGAAAAAGAAGGGCCUGCGCUUACGCUCGCAGUCGCCCGGCAAACGCCGCAACAGCCGUCAAGGACUCGGAUUCUUUCGCCACAAAACCCAGCCUCCGCCGAGAUCAGAUUCCCCUGUACGUCCUUCUUCUUCGUCCACACCGCCCGUACCUGCUUUACCUCCACUGUCAAACGACCGGACGGCGCAUGACCGGGCACGCACCAGUUCACUUCAAACUGAUUUUGUGAUCCAGCCCUGCGUUCCCGGAAGCCCUGGUUUCCCGCCAGCAAAUGGCACAGUUCACUCCAACAAAAACCUGCAACCUCCUCAAUCUGGGGCUCAUAGCCCCAUCAGUCCAGUCUCUGUGGACUCGGACUAUGAGAUCCCGCCUCACAUGACCGCUCCUCCGCUGCCGUCGCCGAAGCCGACCUCGGCUGAUGGCCAGCAAGGCACAGGCGAGGCGCCUCCCUUGCCACGUUGGAAGGCGGCAGGGUCGGCUUUCAAGUCUCGGCAUUCCCGGAAAGGUUCUCUCACUCCCUCUUUGACUGGUUUCGAGGUCCAGCCACCGGAAACCAGUAGCAGUGCGGACAAGAGCGCUCAUACCAUGAGUGAGUCGCCAACGCUUCACACGCUGGAAGGCAUCGGAGAAGGGACAAGCGGUAGACCCAAAAGCAGGGGUGGCGUCUUUGGCAGAUUUUGGCGGAGGAAGAUCAGAGGCGACAAGACAUCUUCUGGAGAUCUUCAGCAGGACAAGGAGAUGGCCGUGCAAACGCAGGGUUUCCAGUAUCCUCCGCCUCCAAAAACACCUGUCAACACAGGAGCCGCUGGCCCUCGCCGUGGAAGUAUGCCUCUCCUACCUGGGUCGUUCCCGGAUACCCCUCCUUACCGCCGUCAAGAGCGGGACAGGUAG